Pomacea canaliculata is the source of this 1935-nucleotide messenger RNA. Its product is annotated as glucose-induced degradation protein 4 homolog. The record is from RefSeq and is a predicted model, not a curated record. Bases 106 to 723 code for a protein of 205 amino acids. Gene Ontology annotation, cellular component: GID complex; extrinsic component of membrane. Lineage: Eukaryota; Metazoa; Mollusca; Gastropoda; Architaenioglossa; Ampullariidae. The transcript has 5 exons. Gene Ontology annotation, biological process: protein targeting to vacuole; negative regulation of gluconeogenesis; proteasome-mediated ubiquitin-dependent protein catabolic process.
UCAGCCAAUCACAAGGCGUGUAACUUGAGGUGACGGCAGUUUGAGUGCCCAAAGCCACGAAGACUUGGGUCAACGUUUAAUGUAGCAAAAAGUCAUGUCACAGCCAUGCCUGGAUUAAACAAACUUGAUCCUCCUCCUCCCGCCAACUCAAAGUUGCCAGGAGUCGCUACGACGUUACUUUACAAUGGUUCCAGAUUCAGCGGUCACCAAAAGAGUAAAGGAAACUGUUACGAUGUAGAGGUCGUGUUACAGGUAAAGCAUGUGGACUAUGAAAAUGCCUAUCUGUGUGGCUACUUGCGCAUCAAGGGUCUUACAGAAGAAUACCCAACUCUCACCACAUUUUUUGAUGGGGAGAUUAUCAGCAAGAAACAUCCAUUUCUGACUCGCAAGUGGGAUGCUGAUGAAGAUGUUGAUAGAAAGCAUUGGGGCAAGUUUCUCUCAUUUUAUCAGUUUGCCAAAACCUUCAAUUCAGACAGCUUUGACUAUGAUGAGCUCAAUGAUACAGACUAUGUCUUCAUGAGAUGGAAGGAGCAUUUUUUGGUGCCUGACCACACCAUCAAAGACAUCAGUGGAGCAUCUUUUGCAGGUUUCUACUAUAUAUGCUUCCAAAAAUCCACAGCUUCCAUUGAAGGCUACUACUACCACAGGAGUUCUGAAUGGUACCAGUCCCUCAACUUGACUCAUGUUCCUGAUCGAAGCAUACCUGUCUACGAGUUUCGAUAAUCUUCUGGCUCCCAUUGCAUGACAAAAGUCCAUUUUCCAUUAAAUUGCCUCCACAGAAAAUUAUCUGCAGUGUAUUCAUAUUAAAGUACUACAUAUUUAUUGAAUGAGAAAACCUGUUGAUCCCCUCCUCCAUCCAAACUUGUCUACUUCUAGCGCACACUUGGUAAUAAAAUGAUGAAGCUAGUCCCUGGAUCCUGUAGCUGAUUGCCUUAUUGGAGGUCUCCUUUGCAGAGAAAUGCUGACUUUGAUGGUAUAGUGAUGCAUUUUUUUGUGAGUAUACUGAAACAGAUUUAAGGGCAGACUACAUUUGACAUAGCCUCUCCCCACCAAUUCUAUAAACUAUCAUAGUUCCUUUUUAACUUUUUUCAUAAUUUUCCUGUAUGAUUUGCAAUGUUGACAUACCCACCCCUACUUUUGCGUGAGUAAAUUUUGUAUAUUUACAUGUUUACAAAACAUGCAGUAUAAAAUGCUGACUUCUGUACCAUUAUAACACAUAAACACAAGUAUUCAGGUGUAGACUAAUUGCAGGUUGAAUCGUUGCAUUGCAGUAUGCCUAAUAUUAAUUUUUAAAAUAUGCAUAAAAAUGUCCUUGUAUUUAUAUCUUGCUUCCACUUUUCUAGUGAUCUACUCUAUCAGUCCAAGAGGUUAGGAGUGCUUUCAAUCCUUUUUUUAACCACUGAUAACAGUUUUUGUAGCAUGGUACUACGGUCAAUGCCAGGCUCAUUGCUCUUUACAAAUACAAGGAAAAAACCAAGAGACAAAUCCUGUGUCUAUUUCUUUAAAAUUAAUGGAAUGCCAGGGUUGCUGUUCUGCUGGAUGACAUCCUGAUUAUAAAUCAAAAUAUUGCCACAGAUUCAAUACAGAACUUUUUUUAACAGUUAUAAGAAUUUGUGCAACAUAAGCAAUGCACUUUCCCCUUGAAGUCCUGGUGGCAAUGUUUAAAAUAUUUUCAUUAGUAUUUACUCCUUUUUCAGUUCUUGCACAUUUAAUUUUUUCUGCAUAUAGUCUGUACAGAUUUUAUACAAAUAAAGUGAAUGAUGUCAGCUGUGAAACAGUUUUGCAUAAUAAAGUGGAGGGGAAUGUGACACUUGGAGUAGAUGAAUGUGGAGUACUAUAUCUUGAACUGAAACAGUACUGUUGCUGUAAUAGUUUUGUAAAGACUUUGUUAUUGUAAAGACAGUUUAAAUGCAAUAGAAAAAAAAAAAUCAGGUU